This is a messenger RNA of Ceratosolen solmsi marchali, 1585 nucleotides long. RefSeq names its product putative ATPase N2B. Lineage: Eukaryota; Metazoa; Arthropoda; Insecta; Hymenoptera; Agaonidae. The transcript has 7 exons. Gene Ontology annotation, cellular component: mitochondrion; cytoplasm. The record is from RefSeq and is a predicted model, not a curated record. The coding region runs from base 143 to 1513 and encodes 456 amino acids. Gene Ontology annotation, molecular function: ATP binding; ATP hydrolysis activity.
UGAAAUCACAUGUUAUUAAAUAAGUCACCUUGAUAUUAGAAAUUAUUUUUCACUCGCAAUUUCCUUGAACUAAUUGCAGUAGUAAAUUUUUGUACUGUGCGGCGCACUGUGAUUUCAACAAAUAUACUGAAAAUUCACAGAAAUGGCUGGUGUAUUUAUAAAAAAAUCUAUGUCUUUAAAUAUAAGUUAUAUAAAUUUAUUGUUACACCGAUCAGUUUUUAUAUUAAAAAUACAAUACUUCAGUUAUUCAGACAAUGCCAAAGAAAGUAAUUUUAAAAGUCCUUUGGAAAGUUUUAAAAGAAAACUUUCCAAAGGAGAAUUGAGGAAUGAUGAAUACCAAUUAGAAAUAGUCAAAGAUUUACAAACUGUUUAUCAAGAUGUGAAUAAUUAUAUACCACAAAAACCAAGUAUUUUCAAUAAGUGGAUUGGCAAAAACAAGAAAAAAAGAAAAAUACCAAAAGGACUGUACCUUUAUGGAGCAGUGGGUGGAGGUAAAACAAUGUUGAUGGACCUUUUCUAUGAUUGUUGUCAGAUGGAAAAUAAAAAAAGAGUUCAUUUCCACUCUUUCAUGCUGGAUGUCCAUAGUAAAAUUCACAACGUUAAGAAAAAUAUUAUCAGAGAUCACAGCAGUAAUAAACUUCAACCAUUUGAUCCAAUACCACCAGUAGCUUCUUCUAUAACCGAAAAUAUAUGGCUUCUUUGUUUUGAUGAAUUUCAAGUCACAGAUAUUGCAGAUGCUAUGAUACUUAAAAGAUUAUUUAGUGAACUUUUUGAUAGAGGAGUUGUGGUUAUUGCAACAAGUAAUAGAAGUCCAGAUGAUUUAUAUAAGAAUGGUUUGCAAAGGGGACACUUUAUACCUUUUAUUCAAGUUUUGAAAGAUCAUUGCAAAAUAAUUUCAUUAGACUCUGGAAUUGAUUACAGAGCAAAAACUGCAUCAGGAAAAGAAAAACAUUAUUUUAUUAAAGGACAAGAAGCUGAUAAGGAAAUUGAAAAAAUCUUCAAAUAUUUAUGUUCAAUGGAAAAUGAUACUGUAAGAUCGAGGUUAUUUAAUAUUAAAGGCAGAAAUGUUUUAUUCAAUAAAACUUGUGGCCAAGUUAUGGAUUCAACAUUUGAAGAAUUAUGCGAUAGACCACUUGGUGCUAGUGAUUAUAUCCAAAUAUGUCAAGCUUUCCAUACAGUAAUUAUUCGGGAUGUACCUCAACUUAAUUUUAAACUCAAAUCACAAGCAAGGAGAUUUAUCACUCUUAUUGAUACCUUAUAUGACAACAAGGUAAGAGUUGUAGUUUCUGCAACUGCUCCUUACAAUAAGUUGUUUGUAUCAGAGGGCGAGGAAGAAUACACCGAUGAAAAACGUAUGUUGAUGGAUGAUCUAAAAAUAUCACAUGGAACAGAUGACCAUAAAUCUAAUAUUUUUACUGGGGAAGAGGAAUUAUUUGCAUUUGAUCGUACAGUAUCUAGAUUGGCGGAAAUGCAGACUACAGAAUAUUGGGAUAAAUGGGAACAUCAUAGAUGAUAACAAAUUAUGUAGAAAGUAGUAAACAUUAUACAUAUUAAAUUAUAAAAUUUAUCUUUUCAUAUGAUAAAA